Messenger RNA from Phlebotomus argentipes, 2348 nucleotides. RefSeq lists its product as uncharacterized. The transcript has 5 exons. The record is from RefSeq and is a predicted model, not a curated record. The coding region runs from base 501 to 908 and encodes 135 amino acids. NCBI's taxonomy places the organism in Eukaryota, Metazoa, Arthropoda, Insecta, Diptera, Psychodidae. Gene Ontology annotation, cellular component: membrane.
AGAUUUUCCACCAGCCACCGCGGUCCGUUCGACCGACUGACCGUCUGUGCCACUUUUCGACCUGGCAGCAGUGCACAAAGCUGCCCUCAGGGGACAGUGAAUCUCCCGCCCUUCGCUGCAUUCGUGGCAAUCACUGUGGGGCGCGCCAGAGUGCAUAUCACGCGGCUCACUUCCUCGGCCAGGAGGUCAACAGCGUGUGUGAGAAUGCAAGAGGGUGUGCUGUGGUGGUUUUGGGCUUAUUGAUUGAGUGUGGUAGGAAAAAGUGUUGCAACGCGAGCCGUUCGGGGGGAAAAGUGCAUAUAUAGCGAGAGAAUGCAUUUCGGUGCAUUCGCGAGUGAGAAGGACUUUUCACUCGCCAACGAAUUGUGAUAUAUAGAUUUUCACUGGUGAUAUUAUAUACACCCAAUUUCCCUGCCUUCAAGCGGAGGGCAGACAGCCAAGGAAGCAAGUCAGAGAGAGAGAGUGAGAGAGCAAGGAUAAAAAAAGGCUAAGGCGGAGGAAUGGCUCAAAUCAAUUAUGUAAUUCCAGUUUUGAGUGUCCUUAUGGGAUUAGCAGCUAGUCUCGAGGAGGACUGCAUAGACUUUCAGGGAAACUCCGUGGCGCACGGGCUGCUGUACGUUCCCGGGCCGGGCGUGUGCAGCCUCUGCGUGUGCUAUCACUCCGAGCCGCUCUGGUGCAAGGCGAUUUACUGUGAUCCCCCUUACUUCUGCAAGAACUUCCGCGUCGGCGAGAGAUGCUGCGAGUUCGAGUGUCUGGAUCCGCCGGGCGAAGAUGAGAUGUACCAGGCGCGCCUGAGGAAGCGCGCUGAAAUCCUGGCCGGCGGCCACGCGAAUCCCACGGCGGUGGCGCCGCCGCUGCUCGCCAUGUGGAGUCCUUUGCUGCUGUGGCUGCUGGCGCACGUUUCGUAGCUGGCGAAGUGGCGGAUGCCCUAGAGUCCCUCCCUCGCGCCAGCGAUUCUUCAGGAGAUUUCAUCACAUUAUAGAUAAUAUACCUUUUUACCAUGGAGAACAAUCGGAUAUACGGCAUUGAAUUGCAAUUGGCGAUGCUAUUCAAAAAAACUAAUAAUAUUUUGGCGCAUUUGCGCGCCAUGAGAAGCUCACAGGUUUUCAGAACUUUACUAUAUAUAUAUUAGAACCCUCUUCAAGGUGAGAGCGUGCGAGGGAGGAAAUCAGGAGACGUCAGUUGCCGAAGCAUUGAGUGUCUCUUUGAGAGCGCCGAGGAACUAUUUAUUACCGAGUUUACGCUUUAUCUAUUUCACACACGACAACGCGCGCGUGAAAUCAGUAGAGGUGACAAGAAAAUUAGCCUAAGCACGUUUAAGCUGCAUGAUAAUGAUCAGGAGAUGCGAAGAAUUUCCCCAGAAGGACCUCAAAAGUGGCGGAAAGAGUGAAUAUCAAAGAGGACAAGAAGCGUUUUAGAAUACACACAAAAAUGAGUUUCGUAGAUGAAUUCUUCUAUAACUCAUAGUCUUUUAGAGUAUAAAAUAAAGAAAAGAGGAAAAAACGGAGCAAAUAAGCCAUCAAUAAUAUUUUUGGACCAAGACUUCAAAUGGUUGUUCUUCUCCUCAUUAACUGGACAAUUUUGACCUAAAGCGACAAGUGAAACAAUUCUGCAAGCGAAUUGUCGCUGUCUGUCUCUCUCUCUCUCUCUCUUUCUCAGAAUCUCAUAUGAUUAAUAAUAAUAAUAAUAAAUAAAACUACGUAGAAUCUAGACCACGAAGAUGAGGAAGAAAAUCGUUAUGCAAUUUGCCGAGGCGUCAUCUCACCCAAAUCCUUUUGCGCAUAUCAAAGAUGAUGGACAAUUUGCAACAAUUGCGUCAAUAUUUCAGUUAACAAUUCAAUUGUGUGUGCUUUGAAUAGACUCAGUUCACGACUUCUCAUCAUUAAUUCAUCGCCUUCCUUUCCCCUCUUUCUCUCUCUCUCUCUCACUCUCUUUGUCUUUCCCUCAAUCUUCACCUUUUUUGGUGGCUGUGAUUUCAAUUGAUCUUUUCCGCGGAAAAUGCGAAAACAUGGACAAAAUGAGAAUAAAGAGAGAGAUUUGUUGAAAACACGUGAGAUGAAAUAUGCUUCUUUAACAAACUGGAAAAUUAAAAUUAACAGAGAGUUUUUCACCAGACAUUAGCGUUUAAACACAUAAGAAAAGAGAAAUGGAAAAGAAUUCGCCUUUGAUGCUUUAACAAUGAGAAGAUGAUCAACAUUCAAUAAAAAUGAGAGAAAAUAAGAGAAAUGUUAUUAACACAUCAUAUUAUUAAAUACAUUGAUAACUUACAUUAUACCUUAUUACUGAUAAUGGACUAUUUGUAGUUUGAGAUUUUAAUUGAAUAAAACCAAUAAAACUUAUUAGAAGAA